AUGUCUCAGCCGCCGCCGCCGCCCCCGCCGCCGCCGCUGCCGCCGCCGCCGCCGCCGCCGCCGCCCCCCCCCGAGGCUCCGCACAGCCCGCCGUCCGUGGCGGCGGCGGCGGCGGCGGCGGCCGCGGCGGCGGCGGCGGCGGCGGCGGCGGCGGCGGGGGCCGCCCCGGGGGGGCUCUCCAAGCGCCGGGACCGCAGGAUCCUUUCCGGGAGCUGCCCGGACCCCAAGUGCCAGGCGCGCCUGUUCUUCCCGGCCUCGGGUUCCGUCAGCAUCGAGUGCACCGAGUGCGGGCAGCGGCACGAGCAGCACCAGCUGCAGGGCGUGGAGGAGGUGACCGACCCGGACGUGGUGCUGCACAACCUGCUGCGGAACGCGCUGCUCGGGGUGACGGGGGCGCCCAAGAAGAACACGGAGCUGGUCAAGGUGAUGGGCCUCUCCAACUACCACUGCAAACUGCUGUCGCCCAUCUUGGCUCGCUACGGAAUGGACAAACAGACGGGCCGGGCCAAGCUGCUCCGGGACAUGAACCAGGGCGAGCUGUUCGAUUGCGCCCUGCUCGGGGACCGCGCCUUCCUCAUCGAGCCCGAGCACGUGAACACGGUGGGCUACGGCAAGGACCGCUCCGGGAGCCUCCUCUAUCUGCACGACACGCUCGAGGACAUCAAGCGCGCCAACAAGAGCCAGGAGUGCCUCAUCCCGGUGCACGUGGACGGGGACGGACACUGCCUCGUGCACGCCGUGUCCCGGGCCCUCGUAGGCCGGGAGCUCUUCUGGCAUGCCCUGAGAGAGAAUCUCAAACAGCACUUUCAGCAGCACCUGGCCCAGUAUCAAGCCCUGUUCCAUGACUUCAUCGAUGCCGCCGAGUGGGAGGACAUUAUUAACGAGUGCGAUCCUCUGUUCGUGCCACCCGAGGGCGUGCCCUUAGGCCUGAGGAACAUCCACAUAUUUGGCCUCGCCAACGUGUUACAUCGCCCCAUAAUCCUGUUAGAUUCCCUGAGCGGCAUGAGAAGCUCCGGCGACUAUUCAGCCACCUUCCUGCCCGGGCUCAUACCCGCGGAGAAGUGUACUGGAAGAGAUGGUCACUUGAACAAGCCAAUCUGCAUCGCGUGGAGUAGCUCCGGUAGAAACCAUUAUAUCCCCCUAGUCGGCAUAAAAGGGGCCGCCCUGCCCAAACUGCCUAUGAAUUUGCUUCCAAAAGCAUGGGGUGUGCCUCAAGAUCUUAUUAAGAAGUACAUCAAACUUGAGGAGGACGGCGGUUGUGUUAUUGGAGGAGACAGAAGUCUGCAAGAUAAGUACUUACUUAGACUUGUUGCUGCUAUGGAAGAAGUCUUUAUGGACAAACACGGCAUCCAUCCGAGUCUGGUAGCUGACGUCCAUCAAUAUUUCUACAGAAGGACUGGUGUGAUAGGAAUUCAGCCUGAAGAAGUAACAGCAGCUGCUAAAAAAGCAGUGAUGGAUAAUCGCCUUCACAAAUGUUUGCUCUGCGGUGCCCUUUCUGAACUUCAUGUUCCUCCUGAGUGGUUGGCUCCAGGAGGGAAACUGUAUAACCUGGCAAAAAGUACUCAUGGACAGCUGAGGCCUGACAAAAAUUACAGCUUUCCUUUGAACAAUUUGGUUUGCUCCUAUGAUCAGUUGAAAGACAUUCUGGUACCAGACUACGGAUUGAGUAAUUUAACAGCUUGUAAUUGGUGCCAUGGCUCGUCUGUGCGAAGGGUCAGAGGAGACGGAUCUAUUGUGUAUUUGGAUGGAGACAGAACUAAUUCUAGGUCCACCGGUGGCAAAUGUGGUUGUGGAUUCAAACACUUUUGGGAUGGUAAAGAGUAUGACAAUCUACCAGAAGCUUUCCCUAUUACUUUGGAAUGGGGAGGAAGAGUGGUCCGAGAAACAGUUUAUUGGUUCCAGUACGAAAGUGAUCAGUCUUUGAAUAGUAAUGUUUAUGAUGUUGCAAUGAAACUUGUUACCAAGCACUUUCCAGGUGAAUUUGGGAGCGAAAUCCUAGUUCAAAAAGUUGUCCACACUAUAUUGCAUCAAACUGCCAAAAAGAACCCUGAUGAUUACACGCCUGUAAACAUAGAUGGUGCUCAUGCCCAGAGAGUUGGAGAUGUGCAAGCACAAGAAGAGUCUCAGCUCCCUACUAAAAUUAUCCUUACUGGACAGAAAACAAAGACUUUGCACAAGGAAGAGUUGAACAUGAGUAAAACCGAAAGAACUAUUCAGCAUAAUAUUACAGAGCAGGCUUCUGCAAUGCAGAAACGGAAAACAGAAAAGUUAAAACAAGAACAAAAAGGGCAACCUAGAACUGUUUCUCCCAGUGCCAUCCGAGACGGUCCAUCCUCUGCACCUGCUACCCCUACUAAGGCGCCCUAUUCACCGACAGCCUCUAAGGAGAAGAAGAUCCGAAUAACAACUAAUGAUGGACGGCAGUCCAUGGUUACACUUAAGUCUUCAACAACCUUUUUUGAACUUCAGGAAAGUAUAGCCAGAGAAUUCAACAUUCCUCCAUAUAUGCAGUGCAUUCGGUAUGGCUUUCCUCCUAAAGAGCUAAUGCCGCCGCAGGCAGGCAUGGAAAAGGAGCCUGUCCCCUUACAGCACGGUGACAGAAUUACAAUAGACGUUCUAAAAAGCCAAGCGGAAGGUGGUCAGUCUGCUGCCGCACACUCGGCCCACACCGUCAGCCAAGAGGAGAGUGCUGUGACUGGCAAACUGUCAUCCAAAGAACUUCUGGAGCAGACCGACAAAGAGAUGUACUCCUUGUGUCUUCUGGCGACAUUAAUGGGAGAAGAUGUAUGGUCUUAUGCAAAAGGACUUCCUCACAUGUUUCAGCAGGGUGGUGUAUUCUACAAUAUUAUGAAGAAAACCAUGGGGAUGGCCGAUGGCAAGCACUGUACUUUUCCACAUCUACCUGGCAAAACCUUUGUGUAUAAUGCUUCUGAAGACAGACUGGAGCUGUGUGUGGAUACUGCGGGACAUUUCCCCAUUGGUCCUGAUGUUGAAGAUUUAGUUAAAGAGGCUUUAAGUCAGGUUCGAGCAGAGGCUACUACAAGAAGCAGGGAAUCAAGUCCUUCACAUGGGCUGUUAAAACUAGGUAGUGGUGGAGUAGUGAAAAAGAAAUCUGAGCAACUUCAUAAUGUAACAGCCUUUCAGGGAAAGGGGCAUUCUCUAGGAACUGCAUCUAGUAACCCACACCUUGAUCCAAGAGGUAGGGAAACUCCAAUUGUGAGAAAGUAUACUACAGGGACAGACUUCAGUAAUAGUUCCACUAAAACAGAGCUUCCGGUAUUCCCAGUUGCUCCAGGUAACAAUGAGCUUAUUCGAAUAGCUCCUGGAGUAGUAACAAUGAGAGACAGGCAGCUUGAUCCUGAUGUGAUUGAGGCCCAGAGAAAAAAAUUGCAGGAAAUGGUUUCUUCUAUUCAGGCUUCAAUGGACAAGCACAUGCGGGAUCAGAAUACAGAGCAGUCAACAUCUGAACUUCCUCAAAGAAAAGUAGAAAUUGUAAGUUCUUCUGCGCGGUCUGGAAAUCUUCAGACUGGCUUGUCUGAAUCUUUUUCUUUAACUGGUGGCACUGAAAAAUUGAAUACAGAAAUAACUGAUAGCUGUGUGGGAGAUGCAAUGGGAGCAGCAUUUGCCACAAGGUCAAAAGCACAAACGGAAAAUUCUGUGGAAGAGCCCGAAGAGAUGGAUAGUCAAGACGCCGAGAUGACUGAGCCAAUGGAUCACUCUUGACUUAGUUAGAGGCUAAUGAAGGCAGGAUGUUCAUUGUGAAUAUGUAAUAUUUGUUGGCUGGGCCACAUACCUUGAUUAGUCAUUAAAAAUCUUGUAUGUAUGUAACUCAAAGAUUAUAUCUUGUUAUUCAGUGCAUGAUAGCAAGUGUGUGAUUGGCAAUAGCUUUUAAUGUACUGCUGCCCAGGCUGGCUCUGAAUUCUUGUAAACUAGUUAUUAGAUCUGUUGAAGUAUGUUUCUUCCAUAUAUGUGGUUCAUUGGAAGUUCUUUGUAAUUUUAAUUCCAUGAAAGUCUUAAUGUUUUAAACAUUGAAAAUUCUCUUGCUAAUACAUUUGAUUUCUGAAAAGACCCGAUUGGGAAGAAAAACAGAUUUUGCUAAUGUUGAUGUCAUUCAGAUAGCCAUCCUUGGUAUUUAGUAGAGUGUCAAAAGAUUUAUGUAAAUUUGAAGUUUAUCUGAUCUAAAUUGUAUCUUAAAAGUCAUAAAAUGAUUAUUAGACAGUAGUAUUCUGACAUUUCUGUGCACAUGAACAUAUUCAUAGAGAUAGCUAUUCUUGGUAAAUACUUGGAGAAUAGUGUAAUGAUAUAACAUUAUGCCAAAUUGAGCAAAGUUGGGGAAAAAUAUCUAUUCUAGAAUGAUAAAGUCAAUGUGAUUCAGUUAGUUGCUGUCUGAGCCAACAUAGCCAAUUGUGUACUCUGUUGAUACUAUGUUACCAUUAUUUUAAUCCUGGCCUGGUCAAGUACCACCUAAUUUGGCUUUUUUUUUUUUUUUUUUGGUUUGUUUUGUUUUGUUUGCAGAAAAGUUGAUUGCAAAUUGUGGUAGAAAAAUUAAAAACAAUUAUAGCCGUAGUUAAUUUCUAAUUUUCAGAGUAUGUCAGAUUCAUGGAGGAUAUAUAAAUAAGAAUUUAUCUUUAUAAAAUGUGUUACAUUGUUUUGGAACUUUGAUCAAUGAUAUUUAAGCCUGUAUAUGCUAAGUGUCUUUAAGCCCUUUUGAACCAAAAAUUAUUCCUUUUUGUCUUAGAGUCCAUACGAUUUUCUUUAUUUGUUGGUUUUACUUGGGUUUAGAUGCAAAUUUUACUGCAGCGUACCCUGAGCCUUUGUUUAAAUAGUGUAUCUAUUAAAUCUUUAGUGACAGUGUCUUUGAGACGCAGCUGUCAUGCUUAUUGCUUAAAGAAGAGUGUUUUUCCUGAGAUUGAUACUGCACUAUUUUAUGCUGUUCUGCAAACCUGUAUUCUAAAAUGUACAUUUCAGUCCAUCUGCCUCUGCUUACUGAAAUUAAGUUGAAUUUGAAUGGAUUCUCGAGAGAAAAAUGUGUGUUAAUACAUUCUGUUACUUUAGAGCAUUUCAAAGCCUAGCUGUCUCUGCUUGUACAUGUAACAAAUGCAGAACUGUUUGCGGCUCUAGGAAACUGUGCAUCAGUAUAUUAUUAGGCAUUUAAAAAUCUACCUGUUCAUAAGGGAUGUAAACAGUACUUUUAAUUUGUUUUUUUCAGAUAAGGAAGGUUUUCUUUUUUGAAAGUAUCUUGAACUAAAUCCACUUAUUAAGUUACUCCAUUUUUAAAAUAAAGUGGAGAAUCCAGUCAUUUUAUAAUUUUAUCUGAGCAAGAUAUAUGUAUUAGUUUUUAUCAUAUUGCCACAUUUUUGCAGUAUUUUAUCUUCUAAAUUUACUUUCAAGCAUCUUUAUAUCAAAAUAAUAGCAAGAAAAUUUAGAACUUUUAUAUUAUGCUCUAGUUUUGCAUAAAGAGCACUACCAAGUAAUAUUUAACACCUAGUAUUCUAGCUUCUUUAUUCAACCAAAAAUUACAAAAAUCAUUUACCACUUUAUUUUUGGCUUUUUUAGCCACUAAAACAUUUUCCCCCUUUUUUUAAGUAUAGGAAAGCUGUUCAAUAGCAAAUUAUACAUUGCUUCCAAGUAAAUUAUAUGAUCACCUUUCUUUAACAGAUUAUUUUGUGCACCUGUGGCUUGGUAUGUUAAUAACUGACAAAUAGGAUCUUAAAACAUUAAAUGAAAAAUAUCAGAAAGAAAAUGUAUCUCCCUAUUAAAUAUUUUAGUAUAAAUUAUAAUGCAGAUAUGAACAUUAGAAGAUGGGCUUCAUUUCUGACAAUAUUAUUUUCUGUAGCAACAGCAUGCUCUUUAGAAGCUGGCUGCAUAUGAACAGUACAUUAACAGUUUGAGUUCUCCCUUGAUAAAGAAUAAAAGGCUUGAUUCU
Perognathus longimembris pacificus (Pacific pocket mouse) is the source of this 5926-nucleotide messenger RNA. RefSeq names its product valosin containing protein interacting protein 1 (gene Vcpip1). NCBI's taxonomy places the organism in Eukaryota, Metazoa, Chordata, Mammalia, Rodentia, Heteromyidae. The record is from RefSeq and is a predicted model, not a curated record. Gene Ontology annotation, molecular function: cysteine-type deubiquitinase activity. Gene Ontology annotation, biological process: endoplasmic reticulum membrane fusion; Golgi reassembly; protein K11-linked deubiquitination. The transcript is spliced from 3 exons. Bases 1 to 3723 code for a protein of 1240 amino acids.